Molecule: messenger RNA, 1098 nt
Organism: Menidia menidia (Atlantic silverside)
Lineage: Eukaryota; Metazoa; Chordata; Actinopteri; Atheriniformes; Atherinopsidae
Source: the annotation of a GenBank genome assembly
AUGGAUAAUGGAACUGUGAACUACGAUGACUUCAGCAUGAGUACGGACGGGCCUGAUGAAGAGCCGUGCAACGUGUACCCGACCCCCCCGCAGCUCCUGACGCAGGCCUACGUCCACGCCGCCAUCUUCGUGUUCGGCCUGCUGGGCAACGGCGUGGUGAUCGCCACCUACGUCUUCUACAAGCGGGCCAAGACCAUGACGGACGUGUACCUGGUCAACGUGGCGGUUUCGGACCUGCUCUUCGUGCUGGCGCUGCCCUUCAUCGCGCACAACGAGCGCAGCGCCUGGCCCAUGGGCCCCGCGGCCUGCAAGGCCCUCCGCUCGGCCUACAGCGUCAACCUGUACAGCGGCAUGCUGCUGCUGGCCUGUAUUAGCGGGGACCGCUACGUGGCCAUCGUCAGGGCCCGCCGCUCCUUCGGGUUCCGCUCCAAAACCGCCGUCUACGGCCGCCUCGUCUGUCUGGCGGUCUGGAUCUUCUCCGGGGUUCUGACCCUUCCCACGCUGCUCUACAGCGAGCUCCUAAAGGAGGAAGAUCUACGGACUCCGUCCAGUUUCGCCGUGAGCUGCCGGCUCAAUUUCGACCGCGACGACACGGCCAGACUGGUCAAGCUGCUGGUGCCCGGCCUGCAGAUGGCGGUGGGCUUCCUGGUGCCGCUCCUGGCGAUGGCGUUCUGCUACUGGCGCGUGGCGUGCACGCUGAUGCGGGCGCAGAACAGCCAGCGGCGGAAGGCCAUCCGCGUGGUGCUGGCCGUGGUGCUGGUGUUCGUGGCCUGCCACCUGCCCUUCAACGCCGCGCUGCUGGUCCACACCGGGGCGCUGUUCGGCCAGAGGAGCUGCGCCGAGGAGAAGAUACGCGUCCAGGUCCUGGCCGUGUCCAGGAACGUGGCCUACCUCCACUGCUGCCUCAACCCCGUCCUGUACGCCUUCAUCGGGCAGAAGUUCAGGAGCCACUUCCUGCAGAUCAUGUCGGACCUUUGGCACUUCGGAAAGAAGUGCAUGUACUCCUCUUCCUCGCCGCGGGGAAAAUCUGAUAGCUGCGCGUCUGGUUUGGUUAAAACCUCCGACGGCUCCAACAACAUGUCCUCAUUCAGUGCUUGA